GAAGCAGGUCUGCACACACCUUGGCUGUGACGAUGAAUUCAUCCACAAGUUCCAAGACCAAUACAAGGACGACGUCUACCAGAGCUGCUUCCAUACCCUCAAGACAUGGCGCGACACCUUCGACGAUAUCAGCUACGAUGACAAGGUGAACAAGCUGUGCCAGACUCUGCGCACCUGUGGACAUGAUGAUUGCGCCGACACUGUGCUGCACAAGUAUGACACAGAAAACUGCUUUGCCCUGUGUGACCACCAGAUCAACAGCUACAGCCAUAAGUUGGCCGAUGAUUGGGUGCACUUCUGCAAGUCUUUGAACUGUGACGAUGACUUCAUCAGCAAGAUCGAUCAAGAGUGUGGCGGAGACAACUACGUGUGCAUCAGCACUGCCCUCAAGCACUGGCGUAACACAAUGGACUGUAGCUAUGCCGACAAGGUUGACCUCUUCUGCCACGCUUGUGAUGCCUGUGGAUUCGACGACGUUGCAGAGGACUGCAAGACCAACUUCCGCCAUGAGUCGUAUGGAUUGGGCUUGUGUGACGACACACUACGCCUUAUCUCCAGCAAGAUCAGUGACUGGAAGUUGGUGUGUACAACACUUGGCUGUGACUCUUCCUUCAUUCACAAGUUCCAGGAUCAAUACCAUGACGACACCUACCUCUCCUGCUUCCAUGCCCUCAAGACCUGGCGCGACACCUUCGACGCAAGCUAUGAUGACAAGGUCAACAUCUUGUGCCAGACCCUGCGUAACUGUGGUUACACGGAUUGCGCUGGAAUCGUCGAUGACAAGCACCGCACUGAGUGCAGCGUCGUUCUGUGUGACAGUCAGAUCGACAUCUACAGCAAGAAGUUGAGCGAUGACUGGAAGAACUUCUGCACAUAUCUUGGUUGUGAUGACGACUUUAUCAGCAAGAUCGAUGAGCAAUGUGGCCAUGACAACUAUCUGUGCAUCAGCACUGCACUCAAGCACUGGCGUGACACGGUCGACUGCAGCUAUGUGGAGAAGAUUGAUCUCUUCUGCCAUGCCUGCGAGAGCUGUGGCUUCCACGAUAUCGCUGAGGACUGCAGAGACAACUUCCGUCAUGAGGUCUAUGCUACAUCUUCGUCAACAACAGGUAGUGUCAUCUCUACUGGUGGUUCUUCUGUUGUCUCGACACAGUCGGUUACUGGCACCGGAUCAACUGUAACAGGCCUGGCACUAUGUGACGACACCUUCCACAUCAUUUGCGACAAGAUUUCCAGCGACUGGAGAGCUGUGUGUAUCGCCCUGGGUUGCGGCUCGGACAUGAUCACGAAGAUCACAACUGAAUGUGGGUCAGACGACUCUGUGUGCAGCAGCACCAUGUUGAAGCAAUGGCGCGACUCGUGGCAUGAGGACUACUCCGACAAGGUCGACACUCUCUGCACUGCCCUGCGUACAUGCGGAUACACCGACUGUGCCACUUUGGUCUACGAGAAAUACCGUACAGAAAACAGUGUGGCUCUUUCUGAUGCCCAAAUUGACAUCUACUGCAAGACCCUGAGUCAAGAUUGGAAGGAAUUCUGCCAUGCCCUCGACUGCAGUGACGACUUCAUCACUAAGAUAGAGGACGAGUGUGGCCACGACGACUACUUGUGUUGUGAAACAGCUAUCAAGACGUGGCGCGACACUGUGGACUGCAGCUACGCCGACAAGAUCGAUAACUUCUGCACUGCAUGUCAUACCUGUGGCUUCGACGACCUAGCUGUGGACUGCAGAGAUCAUUACCGCAGCGAAGUCUUUGUCACUGGUGGUUUCAGCGAGUUGAGCACCGGAGGAACAUCUGGUCACUAUAUCGGUGGAGGCAUUGUGUUAACAGAGUUGGCGCUGUGUGACGACACACUUCGUAUCAUCUGUCACAAGAUUGAUGACUGGAAGCAGGUCUGCACACAUCUUGGCUGUGAUGACGCUUUUGUCCAUAAGAUCCAAGACAAAUACCAAGACGACGACUACCUCUGCUGCUUCAAUGCCCUCAAGACCUGGCGUGAUACAUAUGAUAUGAGCUACGAUGACAAGUUCUACACAUUGUGGACGACACUGCGUACCUGUCACUAUGACGACUGUGCCGACACCGUGUAUUACAAGUAUCGCACCGAGCACAGCUUUGCUCUGUGUGACAGCCAGAUCGAUGUGUACAGCCAUAAGUUGAGCGACGACUGGAAGAACUUCUGCAGUGCUCUUAACUGCGGUGACGACUUCAUCAGCAAGAUUGAUCAGGAGUGUGGCGGAGACAACUACCUGUGCAUCAGCACUGCUCUCAAGCACUGGCGUGACACCGUGGACUGCAGCUACGACGACAAGAUUGACAUCUUCUGCCAUGCAUGUGAUAACCGCGGUUACCACGACAUAGCAGUUGACUGCAGGUCCAACUCUCACCACGAGACUUACGGCUUGGCUCUGUGUGAUGACACCCUCCGUAUCAUCUGUCACAAGAUUGAUGACUGGAAGACGGUCUGCACACAUCUUGGCUGCGACGACGAAUUCAUCCACAAGUUCGAAGACCAAUACAAGGACGACACCUACCAGAGCUGCUUCCAUGCCCUGCAGACAUGGCGUGACACCUUUGACACCAGUUAUGACGACAAGGUUAACAAGCUGCACAUGACACUGCGUACCUGUGGCUACACAGAUUGCGCCGACACCUUGUAUAACAAGUAUCGCACUGAGCAUGGAUUUGCCCUGUGUGACCACCAGAUCAACCACUACGGCCACAAGAUGGCACAUGACUGGAAAUACUUCAGUCGUGCCUUGGGCUGUGACGAUGACUUCAUCAGCAAGAUCGAGCUGGAGUGUGACGGAGACGACUUCCUCUGCAUCAGCACUGCCCUGAAGCAAUGGCGUAAUACAGUGGACUGCAGCUAUGACGACAUGAUUAACACCUUCUGCCAUGCUUGUGACAACCGUGGCUUCCAUGAUAUUGCGGUGGAUUGCAAGGAUAACUUCCGCCACGAGUCAUAUGGCAUUGCUUUGUGUGAUGACACACUUCGCGUCAUCUGCCACAAGAUCGAUGACUGGAAGACGGUCUGCACACACCUUGGCUGUGACGACGAAUUCAUCAACAAGUUCCAAGACCAAUACGAAGACGACACAUAUUUGUGCAGCUUCCACUCUCUCAAGACAUGGCGCGACACCUUCGAUACCAGCUACGAUGACAAGGUGAACAAGCUGUGCCAGACUCUGCGCACCUGUGGACAUGACGAUUGCGCCGACACUGUGUCUAACAAGUACCGCACCGAACACGGAUUCGCCCUGUGUGACAGCCAGAUUGAUGUCUACAGCCAUAAGCUGAGUGAUGACUGGCAGUACUUCUGCAUUGCCCUCGGCUGCGACACAGACUUUAUCUACAAGAUCGAUGAAAAGUGUGGUGGAGACAACUACCUGUGCAUCAGCACUGCUCUGAGAGAAUGGCGUGAUACCGUGGACUGUAGCUAUGACGACAAGAUCGACCUCUUCUGUCAUGCUUGCGACAUGCGCGGAUUCCACGAUGUCGCAAUGGACUGUGAGACGAACUUCCGUCAUGAGUCGUUUGGUGUGGCCCUGUGCGACGACACACUCCGCGUCAUCUGUGACAAGAUUGAUGACUGGAAGACGGUCUGCACACACCUGGGUUGUGACGACGAAUUCAUCAACAAGUUCCAAGACCAAUACAAGGACGACACCUACAUGUCCUGCUUCCAUGCCAUCAAGACAUGGCGCGACACCUUCGACGACAGCUAUGACAACAAGGUUGAUACCUUCUGCCAUGCGCUCCGCAUCUGCGACUACUCGGACUUCGCCGAUACCGUGUACAACAAGUAUCGCACCGAGCAUGGCUUUGCCCUGUGUGACCACCAGAUCAAUGAGUACAGCCAUAAGUUGAGCGAUGAUUGGAAGCACUUCUGUGAAUCGCUGGGAUGUGACGAUGACUUCAUCAACAAGAUCGAUGAGGAAUGUGACCAUGACAACUACCUGUGCAUCAGCACUGCCCUGAAGCAAUGGCGUAACACAGUGGACUGCAGCUACGACGACAAGAUUGACCUCUUCUGUCAUGCUUGCUCCAGCUGCGGUUUCCACGACAUCGCUGUGGACUGCAGGGAUAACUUCCGCCUUGAGAGUUGUGGUUUGUCUCUGAGUGACGACACGCUCCGCACCAUCUGCAGCAUGAUUUCAGACUGGAAGCUUGUCUGUACAACACUUGGAUGUGACGACGAAUUCAUACACAGAUUCGAAGAGCAGUACCAUGACGAUACAUACCUCAGUUGCUACAAUGCUCUGAAGACCUGGCGUGAUACAUAUGACGCCAGCUAUGACGACAAGGUUGACAUCUUGUGCCAGAUACUUACUAUCUGUGGUCACACUGACUGCGCUGGAAUCAUCUACGAUAAGCAUCGCACUGAGACCAGUAUCGUGUUCUGCGACAACCAGAUCGACAUUUACAGCAAGAAGCUGAGCGAUGACUGGAAGAACUUCUGCACACAUCUGGGUUGUGAUGACGACUUCAUCAGCAAGAUCGAGCAGGAAUGUGGCCAUGACGACUACAUGUGCAUCAGCACUGCCCUGAAGCUUUGGCGUGACACUGUGGACUGCAGCUAUGUGGAGAAGAUCGACCGCUUCUGCGAUGCCUGCGACAGCUGUGGCUUCUACGACAUUGCAGUGGACUGCAGAGACAACUUCCGUCAUGAGGUCCACGUAACGACCAUGCGCUACGAGACUUCGUCUGGAUACAAGUCUAGUUCCGUCGUUGUUACAGGACUUGCCCUCUGUGAUGAAACCAUUGAUAUUGUGUGCAAGACUGUCAGUGACAGCUGGAAGAACAUUUGCUCAGUGCUGGGCUGCGACGAUCAGUUCAUAACUAAGAUCGAAGAGGAAUGCGGAAGCGACUCGUACCACUGCUGCUCUACUGCUCUGAAGACAUGGCGCGACACAGUUGACGAAGACUACGCCACAAAGGUGUCCGACUUCUGCUCUGCCCUUCGUACGUGCGGCUUUACCAAGAUAGCCACCUCGGUGUCUGAGAAGUACCGCACAGAACUCUGUGUGGCCCUGUCUGAUCACCAUGUCGACAUCUACUGCAAGACAAUCAGUGGCGAUUGGAAGACAAUCUGUGAGGUCCUUGGCUGCGAUGAAGAUUUCAUCACCAAGAUUUCAGAACAAUGCGGUUCGGACAACUACCUGUGCUGCAGCACUGCCAUCAAGACAUGGCGUAACACCGUGGACUGCUCCUACAGGGAGAAGGUUGAUCUGUUCUGUAACGCAUGUGACGUCUGCGGAUAUCUGGACGUGUCUAAUGACUGCAGAGGCCUCUACAAGGACGAAGUGUUUGUAACAGCUACCAGCGUGAGCACUGGAUCUACAUCAGUUAUCAGCACUGGAUCAGUUAUCAGCACCGGCUCCACUGAGUUCACAUCAACCAGCGUGGUCACUGGAUCUACAUCAGUUAUCAGCACAGGCUCCACUGAAUUCACAUCAAGCAGCGUGGUCACUGGAUCCACAUCAGUUAUCAGCACAAGCUCCACUGAAUUCAGCACCGGUACAGGUGUGGUGGUCACUGGUACUUCCAGCUCCAAGUCAGGCUGCUGCCCGGGAGUGACUGACGACUCUGCCUGCCCUGUGUGCCCACUUGGCCAGGUCUGCGACGGAACCAAGUGCGUGUCACCCACGGAGUGCCCAUGUAUCCACGAUGGCGCUGUCAAGAAGGCUAAUGCUAUCUGGAGGGAGGACCGUGGAUGUGUCAAGUGCGUCUGUCUGAACGGACUGGUCAACUGUGUGCACGAACACUGCGAUGUCACAAGCUGCCCAAGCGGCUACCGUAUGCACUUCUCUGAAGACUCGUGCUGCCCGACGUGCGAGCCCGACCACUGCAGCCCGGUGGAGAGCGUGUGCCACGUGACUGGUGCCUGCAUCCCGUCCACAUGGUGGUGUGACGGCAACGAGGACUGUCCGAACGGAGAGGAUGAAGAGAAGUGUGGAGUGUUUACAGUCUCUGUGCCAACCAAGCCACCAAAGUCUGGCGAGUGCAAGUACAACCUGAAGUCAUACCCAGUCGGUGCUACCAGGACCACUGGACCCAACUGCUGCGGAACAUGCACUUGCAUGAGUGACUUCAGCUGGGAUUGUGACACAACGGACUGCAAGCAGGCCACGUGCAUGAACAACAAGGACUUCGUGAAGACAUUCGAUGACAAGAGCUACAAUGGAGCCAUCUGCAGCCACGUCCUGGCCAAGGACUGCGCUGGAGAGUCGUUCGAGGUCGAAGUGAACCGCCGUCUUGACGGCACCUGGCUGAAGGUCACGGUUGGAUCUGAUGUCUUCGUGCUGCGCGGCUCCGGUGAGAGCAUCGACUACAACUCGAACGCCGUGGCACCGAGCCAGUUCUCGUCCCUGUCCAACGGUCUGUCUGGAGUUACCGUGUCUGCCCCUGGUAACCAGUACGUGAUCACCGCUGAUAUCGGUCUGACCGUGUACUGGUGCGGCCAGGAGGCUCGCAUUGUUGUGGACCAGAGGAUGCUGGGUAAGACAUGCGGUCUAUGCGGUGUCUACAACGACAAGCCAAAGGAUGACUUCACUUCAAGCAGCAACAUGGUGGUGACAAACGUCGGUACGUUCAUGAACAGCUGGAUCGCGGACACGGCCGCCACUUGUGAGGCACCGAAGACGUGCCUGGCUGACUCCGACCGUGCCAGCAAGGCCGCCAAACUCUGCAAGGACCUCGUGGACAGCUCUGGAGCCUUCUCCUUCUGUCACGGUACUGAACCAGUGGACAGUUACUACCAAAUGUGUCUGGAAGACGUCUGCUCAUGCCUGGAGAAGGGAGAAUCUGGCGAAGAGUGCAGAUGCUGCUCUAUGACGUCAUACGCUACCAGCUGCAUGAAUGCAGGAGUCAGAUUGGACUGGAGAACACCAAAGCGUUGUCCUGGCAAGUGCGAGUACCCGAUGAUCUGGCGUGAGGCCGGUCCUGGCUGCCCGACCACUUGUGAGAACAUGAUGGACGAGGUGACUGAGUGCAGCGUUGCACAGGUGUCUGGCUGCUUCUGCCCAGACAACAUGGUCAUGAAGAACGGAAAGUGCGUCGCUCCAGAGGAGUGCACUAACUGCUUCUGCUAUGGUUUCAACGCUCCUCACUACCACACGUUCGACGGCAAGUUCUUCAACUACCAGUCCAACUGCAGCUACGUGCUGGCCCGCGGCUCCACCAACAUGCACGGCUUCGAGGUGGUGCAGGACCGCCAGGUGUGCAAGAAGUCUGGUGCUAACUGUAAGGAGGCCAUCACUGUGCUGUACGACGGCACCGAGGUUGUGCUGAUGGACAACUUGAAGGUUAUGGUGAACGGUGCCAUGGCUGGUAUCCCGAUCACCGUGGGAGACCUGGUUGUGGAACGUUCCGGCCAGACCCUGGCUGUGCGUGCCGACACCAUCAACCUGCGUGUGGAGUACUCCGUCACUAACCACGGAUUCGCCAUCAACGUGCCAAUCAGCGACUUCUACGACGGAACUGAGGGUCUCUGUGGCCGCUGUAACAACGACUUGAGCGACGACUUCUGCAAGAGCACCGGUGACGUGACUACCGAGGCCAUGCGCUUCGCCUACGACUGGAAGAAGUCUGGUGAGGUCUGCUGGGAGGUCGCCCCGACCCUGCCGCCUGUCGUGCCACCAGAGUGUCCCGAGUGUGACGUCAUCUACGGAGAAGUCUUCGUUGGCUGUCACCAUCUUGUGGACCCGACUCCGUUCCAUGAUGCUUGUCGCUUCGAUGUUGAGACCAUGGACAAGAGCUUCAACAAGGAGUGCGACGCCCUGGCUACCUACGCCCACAUGUGCGCCAUCGCCGGUGUCUGCCUUGACUGGCGCUCCGGAAGCCUGUGCCCGAUGAUGUGCAAGCCUGGCACCAAGUACACCGAGUGCGGACCGGACCAUGAGCGUACCUGUGACAACCAUGAGACAGCAGUGGCUACGAAGGGAUCUACCGCUGGCUGCUUCUGUACUGGUGACGAGGUCUUGUUCAACGGCAAAUGUGUUGCUGUGGAUGAAUGCCCGGUGUGUACCGACAAGAACGGCAAUGGCUACCAGUUGGGUGAGACCUGGAACAACGGACCAUGCACUUCAUGUCAGUGUCUGGCUGAGGGAUCAAUCUACUGCACGCACAAGGAGUGUGUUGAGGUUAAGCUGAACUGCAAUGUUGGCGAGACAUUGGAAGUUACUUCCGAGGACGAAUGCUGCCCACAGAAGAAGUGUGUCUGUCACCCAGAGGACUGUCCGGUUGCUCCGACAUGCGAGCCUGGCUAUGAGACCAAGAAGGUCGACUCUAAGUCCAGCACUUGUUGCGAGAAGUACGAAUGCGUCAAGAUCAAGCGUGAGAACGAGUGCGUCCUGGACAAGGUGUACAGCGUUGGUGAGACCUGGUAUCACAACGAUGACAAGUGCAGCAAGUGCGAGUGUGUGAAGGGUGACGACGGUGCCUACGAGAGCUGCUUCAGCACCUUCUGUAAGCCUGUUGACGACACGUGCCCGCCGGAGUUCCUCAAGUACGACGAGGAUGGCUGCUGCCAGUAUUGUGACAUGCCACGUGUUGCCGGCUGCUCUGUCCAAUCGGAAGUCAAGUACAUGUACAUGCGCAAGCGUCAAUACAAGAACGGCGAGCCAACUGGUGUUGUGAUUGAUUGCCAAUCCUCCACUCAGAUCAACUUGGCCACGUGCGAGGGUGUGUGUCAGUCCAAGUCCAUUUACAGCCUCUACAGCAACAAGUACGAGAAGAGCUGUAACUGUUGUACCGCCAGCGAGACCAAGGACAUCGAGGUCCAAUUUGGCUGCGGAGACGGCUCCACCAUCAAGCGCAAGUUCGCCAUCGCCACCGCCUGUACUUGCGAGGAGACCCAAUGCGAACCUGAAGAGUAAACUCCCGACCCGACCCGACCACUCUAACAAGGACAACGACUACGGAAUCUUUAGUCUAGGUUUCCUUUAUCGGCAGUAGUGUGUAUAGAAACCUAUCCAACUAACCACGGGGCCUACCAUAACGAGAAGGAUAACACACCAGACUGAAUGGCCAACAAUAUUGACGACGACUUCUUAUGAAGUAAAUUAGUAGUAGAUAGGGGACCUCUCAUACCAUCAUAGAGAGGGGGAUGACAGGUGGGGUUGGCGGGAGGGCCGUCGUGGACACAGAAGGUGCUUGUGCGAUGUUGUGAGAUGGACUUUACGGAUUGUUGCUUGUCUGUACCAAAUGUGGUGUCCAGUCGUUACGUUUAAACAUGCGGGAUUCUUGAUAUAACAUCUGUCGUAGCGGCUGACGUCACCAAGGUGCAAUGUAAAAAAACGUCUAUGAAUGUUUGUGUGCUGUGUUUCUAGAGCUAGAACUGUGUGAUUGCCGAUAAGGAAAUGAAGCAUUAAAAUUCACAAAAUGUGA
Branchiostoma floridae (Florida lancelet) is the source of this 9392-nucleotide messenger RNA. RefSeq lists its product as uncharacterized. The transcript is spliced from 40 exons. The coding region runs from base 407 to 8881 and encodes 2824 amino acids. Gene Ontology annotation, biological process: signal transduction. Gene Ontology annotation, cellular component: extracellular matrix. NCBI's taxonomy places the organism in Eukaryota, Metazoa, Chordata, Leptocardii, Amphioxiformes, Branchiostomatidae. Gene Ontology annotation, molecular function: protein binding. The record is from RefSeq and is a predicted model, not a curated record.